AUGCCCUCGGUGAUGGAGAAGCCGAGCGCGGGCUCCGGGAUCCUGUCCCGCAGCCGGGCUAAGACGGCGCCCAACGGCGGACAGCCUCACUCGGAGGAUGACAGCAGCGAGGAGGAGCACUCGCACGACAGCAUGAUCCGCGUUGGAACCAAUUACCAGGCCGUAAUCCCCGAGUGCAAGCCUGAGAGCCCGGCACGCUACAGCAACAAGGAGCUGAAGGGGAUGCUCGUGUGGUCGCCCAACCACUGUGUGUCGGAUGCCAAGCUUGACAAGUACAUUGCAAUGGCCAAGGAGAAGCAUGGCUACAACAUUGAGCAGGCACUGGGCAUGCUCCUGUGGCAUAAGCACGACGUGGAGAAGUCACUGGCCGACCUGGCCAACUUCACCCCCUUCCCUGAUGAGUGGACCGUGGAGGACAAGGUGCUGUUUGAACAGGCCUUUGGCUUCCAUGGCAAGUGCUUCCAGCGGAUCCAGCAGAUGCUGCCCGACAAGCUGAUCCCCAGCCUGGUGAAGUAUUACUACUCUUGGAAGAAGACCCGGAGCCGGACCAGCGUGAUGGACAGACAGGCCCGGCGGCUGGGGGGCCGGAAGGACAAAGAAGAGAGUGAUGAGCUCGAAGAGGGACGAGGCGCUGUGAGUGAGGGAGAGCCCGAUGCCGGGGACCCCAAGAGAGAGCCUCUGCCCUCUCGGCCUCUGAACGCCCGCCCAGGCCCCGGGAAGAAGGAGGCCCAGGCGUCUCAGUAUCGCCACCACCCACUGAGGACGCGGCGGCGCCCCCCCAAGGGCAUGUACCUGAGCCCCGAGGGCCUCACCGCCGUGUCGGGAAGCCCAGACCUUGCCAACCUCACGCUUCGAGGCCUUGAUUCCCAGCUCAUCUCCCUCAAGCGUCAGGUGCAAAGCAUGAAGCAGACCAACAGCAGCCUCCGCCAAGCCCUGGAGGGCGGCAUUGACCCGCUCCGCCCCCCUGAGGUCAACACCAAGUUCAACUCCCGCUGGACCACAGAUGAGCAGCUUCUGGCUGUACAAGCCAUCCGCAGGUACGGCAAAGACUUCGGGGCUAUUGCAGAGGUGAUUGGGAACAAGACUCUGACCCAGGUGAAGACCUUUUUUGUGAGCUACCGGCGCCGCUUCAAUCUGGAGGAGGUGCUGCAGGAAUGGGAGGCUGAGCAGGAUGGGGCCCCUGGAGCCCCGGUCCCCAUGGAGGAGGCUAGGAGAGGGGCCCCCUUGCCGGCCCCGGCCCUAGAGGAAGAUGACGAGGUCCAGAUCACAUCUGUCUCAACAUCUGUGCCCCGACCCGUGCCCCCUGCGCCACCCCCUCCUCCACCUCCCACCUCACUGUCCCAGCCGCCCCCACUGCUGAGGCCACCUUUGCCCACGGCUCCUACCCUGCUUCGCCAGCCACCCCCACUACAGCAGGGCCGCUUCCUCCAGCCCCGGCUGGCCCCCAACCAGCCCCCCCCACCUCUUAUCCGCCCAGCUGUGGCUGCCUCCCGCCACAGUGCCCGCCCUGGCCCUCAGCCCCCACCCACCCUGAUUGGAGCCCCGCUGGAGCCUCCAGCCCCCUCGCUCUGAGCC
Molecule: messenger RNA, 1575 nt
Organism: Eptesicus fuscus (big brown bat)
Lineage: Eukaryota; Metazoa; Chordata; Mammalia; Chiroptera; Vespertilionidae
Gene: RCOR2
Product: REST corepressor 2
Exons: 12
Coding region: 1-1572 (523 amino acids)
Biological process (GO): regulation of transcription by RNA polymerase II; negative regulation of DNA-templated transcription
Cellular component (GO): transcription regulator complex; histone deacetylase complex
Molecular function (GO): transcription corepressor activity
Source: RefSeq, a predicted model, not a curated record